CAUGUCUAGUGAGGUUGUAUUUAAGGAGCAUGGAGGGAGGUUCAACUUUAAGUUGGAGAGAAAAUAUUAUAAAUCAAAUACAAAAUCGUAACAAGGAACAGCUAUUUAAAUUUCAGGAUCUCAUUACAUCACAUAACCGACUUUUUGAUAACCACAAUGCCUUGCGACACGAAAAUCUUCAGCUUUCCAUUCAGAAUGAGAAACUACGGUCUGAAGGAGCUGUUAUCCACCAUGGGAACGGGAACGUAUCAAUACUUGAAAGUAAAUUAUUGGCACAACAGGAAGAGUUGACAGAGCUUCAUAAAAAAAGGGGGGAAAAUGCUCAAAUGCUGAUAGAUUUAAAUAAAAAACUACAAGAAAAGGAAAAGAAAUUACAAAUGGUCGAAGAGAGUUUAGCUGAAAGAACUGCCACGAAUAAUAGUUUAAAUAAGGAAAUAGAAAGGUACAUAACGCACAAAACAGAACUAGAAAAAGUUAAUCAGCAUCUAAGAGAUGAGCAUCAGGCACUUCAACUAGCCUUUUAUCACUUAGAAGAAAAGUUACGAAAAGCUCAGGAAGAAAAUUCAAAACUUGUUGAUCAGAUAAUGAAAUAUAAAUCUAAAACAGCAGAAAAAAUGAAUGAAGAAAAUGAAAAUUUCUUAAGAAAAUGCAAUCUUAAGCUACAAAGAGAGUUGGAAGAUGCUGCAAAAGAUAUGAAAGGUAUAAAUUUUGAUGCUAUUCCAGAGGAUGGGCCAAACAUGCAGAGGUCACAAGUUCCGUCCAAAGCUGCCGUCGUCUUUGAUGCGCAUGACGGUGUAGCUAGUGCUGUUCAAUGGGGGCCAGUAGAUAGAGUUAUCGCGACCGGUGGUGAAGAUAGAAAAGUGAAAUUAUGGGAUGUUUCGAAAGGGAAUCCGGAAAAUCGUGGUGUGUUAGGUGCCAGCAAUGCCGGUGUAAUGUCAGUUCACUUUGACAAUACAGGAACAUACAUUCUUGCUGCUUCCAACGAUUAUGCUGCACGCGUCUGGACUGUCAAUGAUCAACGUUUAAGGGUCAUGACUGCAUUGUUAUUUCUGAACUUCAUUGACAUCAAAUUUGAUAUCUCAGACAACCUUCAAGUUGGAUUUUGA
Nezara viridula (southern green stink bug) is the source of this 1106-nucleotide messenger RNA. The record is from the annotation of a GenBank genome assembly. NCBI's taxonomy places the organism in Eukaryota, Metazoa, Arthropoda, Insecta, Hemiptera, Pentatomidae.